Messenger RNA from Aphanomyces invadans, 611 nucleotides. RefSeq lists its product as hypothetical. The record is from RefSeq and is a predicted model, not a curated record. Gene Ontology annotation, biological process: protein K63-linked ubiquitination; DNA damage tolerance. Gene Ontology annotation, cellular component: nucleus. NCBI's taxonomy places the organism in Eukaryota, Oomycota, Saprolegniomycetes, Saprolegniales, Verrucalvaceae. The coding region runs from base 29 to 466 and encodes 145 amino acids. The transcript has 4 exons.
CAAGAAACCUUCCUUGGGGUGACGAAACAUGAUGAAAGCUGGGGCGGAAGUCGUGAUUGUGCCGCGCAACUUUAAGCUCUUGGAAGAGCUGGAGAGCGCAGAGAAAGGUCAUGGCGACAUGAGCAUCAGUUAUGGCUUGGAACAGGCGGACGACAUUUUCCUGACGAGUUGGAUCGGUACGAUCCUCGGCCCUGCAGGCACCACCCACGACGGGCGCAUCUACAGUUUGAAGAUUCAUUGCGGCGAGAAUUAUCCCAACGCGCCCCCCGAGGUGUUGUUCACGAGUCGUAUCAACAUGUCUUGCGUCGAUCAAACCAACGGACGUGUGAACCCUCGUGGUCUUGGUGUGCUGGCGUCGUGGCAGCGAACGUACGGCAUCGAGCAAGUGCUCGUUGCGUUGCGCAACGAAAUGGCGUCUGCCACAAACAAGCGACUGCCGCAACACCCCGAAGGGAGCUCGUUCUAACCCCGGCGGUCCCCAUUGUAUCCACUCCCACGAUGCUGCGGCGGAUCACUCGCCCCUUCAAUCGCCCUUGAUGAACCACGAAUACACUUUCAUUCACGAAACAAAAUCUUUGUCGACUGUGUAUCGCGCAUAUAACGUUUCUGCG